Molecule: messenger RNA, 2154 nt
Organism: Exophiala xenobiotica
Lineage: Eukaryota; Fungi; Ascomycota; Eurotiomycetes; Chaetothyriales; Herpotrichiellaceae
Exons: 2
Coding region: 14-2017 (667 amino acids)
Biological process (GO): oligopeptide transport; transmembrane transport
Cellular component (GO): membrane
Molecular function (GO): dipeptide transmembrane transporter activity
Source: RefSeq, a predicted model, not a curated record
AGAGACCAUCAGCAUGCAACCCAUUGAAUUGAGAUCCCUCCCGAACGGGUACUCACGGGUCUCAACAAGUUCCGAGCGAUCAGAUCUCGAACCAAUACAUUUCAGGGGCAGUCCUUCCGACGUGAAAGCGAUCGCAAGUUCUGAUGGAGCCGAAGACGACGACGACUCCUCCCCCGCCGACGAGGAACUCAAGACUCUACCUCGAGUCGCCGACAGGAUCCCAUGGCGCGUGUACACCGUCGCGUUUGUCGAGCUCUGCGAACGUUUCUCCUACUACGGCACUCAGAUCCUGUUUCAGAACUUCGUACAACGGAAGCUCCUGACUCCCACCGGUGCAGCACCCAAUCCGGGCGGCGACACCGACAACAAUCCCGGCGCCCUGGGUCAGGGUCAACAGACGGCCACUGCCCUCAGCACAUUCUUCUCUUUUUGGUGCUACAUGACACCGCUGCUCGGCGCCUGGCUGGCUGAUACGUACCUUGGACGGUACAAAAUGAUCAUGAUAUCCAUUGUCUGCGCCGUUGCAGGACACAUCAUCCUCGUCGCCGGCGCUACUCCGUCGUCCUUGCAGCACACCAACUCCGCCCUGGCCACCUUCAUCGUCGGCAUAAUCGUGUUCGGCUUGGGCACUGGCGGCUUCAAGCCAAACAUUUCCCCCCUGAUAGCCGAACAGAUCGUCGACGACAAGCUGCGCGUCCACACCACCGCAACUGGUCGACGCGUCAUUGUCGACCCGGCCCAAACCUCUGCCCGGAUCUACAAUUGGUUCUACCUGUUCAUCAACAUCGGCGCCCUGGUCGGACAAAUCUCCAUGUCCUACGCCGCACUCUACGUAGGCUACUACCUAGCCUUCAUCCUUCCGACAGUCCUCUUUCUCCUUUGCCCUUUAGUUCUCAUCAUCUUCAAGAAAAACUACCGCCUACAACCACCGCAGGGCUCCGUUCUCGGUCCUGCAAUCAAACUCCUCGUGCACGCCACCCGGGGCCGCUGGUCCCUCAACCCAUUCCGCACAAUCCACAACCUCCGCCACCACGAUUUCUGGCAGGAUGUGAAACCUUCACGUAUCCCCUCCCAUCAGCGGCCGCGCUGGAUGACCUUCGACGACGCGUGGGUCGACGAGCUGCGGAGGGGCUUUCAGGCCUGCACCGUCUUCCUGUGGUUCCCGCUGUACUGGCUCACAUACAACAACAUUAACAACAAUCUGACGUCUCAGGCCGACACGAUGCGCCACACCGGCCUGCCGCCCGAGAUCGUGAGCAAUCUCGACCCGCUGUGCCUGAUCAUCUUGAUCCCCGUGUGCGAUUUGGCCGUGUAUCCGGCCCUGCGCCGUUGGGGCGGCAGCCGCGCCAAGUUCUUAACGCCCAUCCGCAAGAUCACGCUGGGCUUCUGGUUCGGCGCGGCCGCCAUGCUCUACGCAGCCGUCCUGCAGAGCUACAUCUACGCGCACAACGAGUGCGGCCGGUAUCCGAACGAGGGUCACGGUCGUCUGCAUGACUCUGACGGAUCCGCGUCAGUGUCGGCGGAUUGCCGUCCCGCCGACGUGAGCAUCUGGUGGCAAGCGCCGAUCUACAUCCUGAUAGCCAUAAGCGAGAUCCUGGCGAGCGUGACGAGUCUGGAAUACGCGUUCACCAAGGCGCCUCGAAACAUGAGGAGUAUGGUGCAGGCGUUCAGUUUGUGCAUGACGGCGCUGGCCAAUGCGAUUGGUGAAGCGCUGAUUUGGUUGGCGACGGAUCCAUUGCUGGUCUGGAAUUAUGCGAUUAUGGGGGUCAUUGCGGCCGUGGCGGGUUGGGCUUUUUGGAGAGUACAUGGGCAUUUGGAUGAAGAGGAGGAUAGGUUGAAUCUUUUGCCUGCGGGACAUGUCGGUGUUGGUGUUGACGUUGGUGGGAUGGUACGAGGGGCCGAAGAGGAUGACCGGGAUAAUCAUCAUGGGCGAAGAAGCAGGACCAGCGUCAGUCAGGGCUCGGAGGGCAGUGGUGAGGAGGAGCAAGACAAGCUCAUGGGCAACUCUCAAGCUUGAUCGUGACGGAAGGAAAGAAGUGAAGGAGGAAUAUAUGGUGCAGAACAUUCAUCGCUUUUCGAGACUCGAUUUCUUGGUCUUAUGCCAUGUGCUUAAGCAGUCGCAGCUUUAUGAGACCGACGAGGCUGACAGUUGCG